This is a messenger RNA of Lactuca virosa, 339 nucleotides long. Lineage: Eukaryota; Viridiplantae; Streptophyta; Magnoliopsida; Asterales; Asteraceae. The record is from the annotation of a GenBank genome assembly.
AUGCACACAUCGAUGAUCUCACGCCUUCUUCACCAUUUAUUGGAGGCGGUGCUCCCGGACGUUAGACGGAGAGGUUUUCAUUCAUCAGAUCUUCUCUCUCGUAUAAAAGAAUCAGUUUGCUACUCUUCUUUCAGUAUGGAACACAUGAGUUGGAGUUUCUCUAUUAACAUAUUAGGUUCUCCAUCAUUUUUUCUUCAGUUCAGUCAAUUGAUCAACUUGGGGGGUCAAAUUAGAGUGAUUAAUGACUUGUUACUACCUUUGCAAUGUGAAUUUUGUUUACAAAACUCAGGUUUAGACUUAACAAACAUGUACCCUGUGGACUUUAGGAUGACCAAGUAG